Molecule: messenger RNA, 541 nt
Organism: Clarias gariepinus (North African catfish)
Lineage: Eukaryota; Metazoa; Chordata; Actinopteri; Siluriformes; Clariidae
Gene: polr1h
Product: RNA polymerase I subunit H
Exons: 6
Coding region: 117-473 (118 amino acids)
Biological process (GO): DNA-templated transcription; termination of RNA polymerase I transcription
Cellular component (GO): RNA polymerase I complex
Molecular function (GO): DNA-directed RNA polymerase activity; zinc ion binding; nucleic acid binding
Source: RefSeq, a predicted model, not a curated record
AAUGAAAAUACAAGCCUUUCCGGAUUCUCACGUGUCUGAUGUUAUUAUUCAUAUUAUUAUUUUAAAUCAGUUUUAACACCAUUUAAAACCCGCCAACGGAAAAAAGAAGAAGAAGAAUGUCGUGUUUUAAGGGGGAUAUAAACUUUUGCCCUGAGUGUGGUAAUAUCCUUCCUAUCCCUGGACAUCAUGAUUACAUUACCUGUCCUCGAUGUGCCUUCAGCAUCCCUGUCCGAGAACUUUCAGGGCAAGUCAUCAAGUCGUCAGUGGUGUUUAAUUCAUUAGAGAAGAGUUCAGCUGCCGUAGAGAGUGAAGAAGACUCCGAGCUAAAAGGCCCAGUGGUCGACAGGAGGUGUUCACGCUGCAAUAAAGAAGGAAUGGUUUACCACACGAGACAGAUGAGAUCCGCUGAUGAAGGCCAGACAGUGUUUUUCACCUGCAUACACUGCAGGUACCAAGAAAAGGAGGAUUCAUGAAAGGAAAUGAGAGCCUUUUUGUGUGUGUGUGUGUGUGUGUGUGUGUGUGUGUGUGUGUGUGUGUGUGU